AUGGCCGAUGAUCAUUCGGAUAGCUCACUAACUUCGAUCGAUGACGAGCGGACAGACAAUACGGAAAAUCUGUGCGAAAAUCCAACCCGAGACAUCCUGACGGAGGGAUUCUUCCGUCUCUUCAAACCUGUGAUCGAUGAGCUGGAAAAUAAUAUUCGUGGCGCGAGUAAAACGCAGAGCGAACUACGCCAACAGCUUGAGGAACUGUCCGGUGAAAUGAAGAAUCUUAACUUUGAAAACGAUCCGGUACUGCACGAAUACUUCAAACGUAUGGUGCGCGUGAAGCAGAAAGUCGUUGUGAUAAUGAACAUACUUCAAGGGGCACAGGAAAGGCUUGUCACGCUGUGCCAGCAGCAGGAAAUUCAAGCUCCCGGUGUGCCCAGCACGUGA
Molecule: messenger RNA, 390 nt
Organism: Anopheles maculipalpis
Lineage: Eukaryota; Metazoa; Arthropoda; Insecta; Diptera; Culicidae
Gene: Snapin
Product: SNAPIN protein homolog
Exons: 1
Coding region: 1-390 (129 amino acids)
Biological process (GO): lysosome localization; regulation of synaptic vesicle exocytosis; intracellular protein transport
Cellular component (GO): BORC complex; synaptic vesicle; BLOC-1 complex
Molecular function (GO): SNARE binding
Source: RefSeq, a predicted model, not a curated record